CGACCGUCGAUUGGCCUCUCAAAGUGCCAGCCCUAAGUACAAAUUGAUGCUGUUAAUGACUACAAUUACUGUGUCUUCCAUAUAUUUCGCUAUCGCGCGGUCGAAUUCUCAGAGACCUCUCUUCACUUCGAUGGCUUCAGAGAGAAAGAGAAAGGUGAGUCUGUUCGACGUGGUAAGCGAAGAUGCCCUCGUGCCGAACAAGACGAAUUUCAGUGGACUACCUGGUGUUAAUCCAUGGAACAACAGACCCUAUUCUCAGAAAUAUUACGAAAUACUAGAGAAGAGGAAAACCCUUCCCGUCUGGCAGCAAAAGCAGGAGUUUCUUAACAUGCUAGACAAGUCUCAGACUAUGAUUCUCGUCGGAGAGACUGGCAGCGGUAAAACUACACAGAUUCCUCAAUUCGUGGUAGAAGCCGGGUAUACUGACAAUAGGAAGCAGAUUGCUUGUACCCAACCUCGCAGAGUGGCUGCCAUGUCUGUUUCUCGUCGUGUAGCAGACGAAAUGGAUGUGACAAUUGGGGAAGAAGUUGGAUAUAGCAUUCGUUUUGAAGAUUGCAGCAGUUCAAAAACUGUUUUAAAGUACUUGACAGAUGGUAUGCUUCUCAGAGAAGCAAUGACUGAUCCUCUUUUAGAGUGUUACAGAGUGAUAAUUCUGGACGAAGCACAUGAAAGGACAUUGGCUACAGAUGUUCUUUUUGGACUUCUUAAGGAAGUUCUCAAAAAUAGGUCCGAUUUAAAGCUUGUAGUUAUGAGUGCAACUUUGGAAGCUGAAAAAUUUCAAGCAUAUUUUAGUGGGGCCCCUCUUAUGAAAGUGCCUGGAAGAUUACAUCCUGUUGAGAUAUUUUACACUCAAGAACCUGAGAGGGAUUAUUUAGAAGCUGCAAUCAGGACAGUUGUCCAAAUACACAUAUGUGAACCUCCUGGAGACAUUCUUGUAUUUCUCACUGGGGAGGAGGAAAUAGAAGAUGCUUGUAGGAAAAUAACAAGGGAGGUACAGAAUUUGGGUGAUCAAGUCGGUCCUGUGAAAGCUGUUCCUUUGUACUCAACCCUUCCACCAGCCAUGCAGCAAAAGAUUUUUGAGUCAGCACCACCACCCAUAAAGGAGGGUGGUACUCCUGGGCGAAAAAUUGUUGUGUCCACCAACAUUGCUGAAACAUCUCUGACUAUUGAUGGAAUUGUAUAUGUGAUUGAUCCUGGAUUUGCAAAACAGAAAGUCUAUAAUCCUAGAGUACGAGUAGAAUCAUUGCUUGUUUCUCCUAUAUCAAAAGCAAGUGCACAUCAGAGAACAGGACGUGCUGGUCGUACACAGCCUGGGAAGUGCUUCAGACUCUACACAGAAAUAAGUUUUCAGAAUGACCUUCAGCCACAGACAUACCCUGAGAUUUUGAGAUCUAACCUUGCAAAUGUGGUUCUUACCCUUAAGAAACUAGGGAUUGAUGACCUGGUUCAUUUUGAUUUUAUGGAUCCUCCUGCUCCAGAAACUUUGAUGCGUGCAUUAGAGCUUUUAAACUAUCUGGGUGCUUUGGAUGAAGAUGGAAAUCUGACAAAACUGGGAGAGCUGAUGAGUGAGUUUCCACUGGAUCCACAGAUGUCCAAGAUGCUAGUCAUCAGCCCUGAGUUUAACUGCUCCAAUGAGAUUCUUUCUAUCACUGCUAUGCUUUCAGUCCCAAAUUGCUUUCUCCGGCCACGGGAGGCCCAGAAAGCUGCAGAUGAAGCAAAGACCUGUUUUGCACACAUUGAUGGGGAUCACCUGACGCUGCUGAAUGUUUAUCAUGCAUACAAGCAAAACAAUGAAGAUUCCACUUGGUGCUAUGAGAAUUUUAUAAAUUCAAGGGCAAUGAAGGUUGCUGACAAUGUGAGGCAACAACUAGUUCGCAUCAUGAUCAGAUACAAUCUUAAGUUGUGUAGCACUGAUUUUAAAAGCCAUGCUUAUUAUCUUAAUAUACGCAAGGCAAUGCUAGCAGGAUAUUUUAUGCAAGUGGCUCAUCUUGAGCGAACUGGACAUUAUCUUACAGUGAAGGACAAUCAGGUUGUGCAUUUGCAUCCAUCAACCUGUCUUGAUCACAAGCCAGAAUGGGUUAUAUAUAAUGAGUAUGUUUUGACAAGUAGAAAUUUCAUUCGCAUUGUCACUGAUGUCAAAGGAGAGUGGCUGAUAGAUGUUGCUCCUCAUUACUAUGAACUUAGCAACUUUCCCAAUUGUGAGGCAAAGCGUGUGCUGGAGAGGCUUUAUAACAAACGUGGAAGGGAGAGAUUGGAAAAGAAUCGGAGCAAGAAUAAGUCUUGAAUCAGCUUUUUAAGUUUGCAAUACUAUCUGUAUGUUUUCAAGAGAAGCUUUUAGAGGUCUUACAAAGUAUGUGUGAUUGAAACAAUCCCAACAUAUGAUUUGGGAUUUCUCCACCACAAAUAUUUAAGAAAUGCUGUUAUAUUUAGAGGAAAAGCUAUCUUAUAAUUCUAUGCAUGUUUAGAUGAUUAUUUCUUCACAAGUAUACCUGGAAAGGUUGUAGCUUCGUUUGUUGAGUGUUUAACAUUCAAGAAUCUAAACAAAAUAUUCUGCCAUGUCAGUUAUUCUUCUCUUUAUUUUUAAGAAAAUCUGAUUAUUAUUGACA
Cryptomeria japonica (Japanese cedar) is the source of this 2606-nucleotide messenger RNA. RefSeq names its product probable pre-mRNA-splicing factor ATP-dependent RNA helicase DEAH2. The record is from RefSeq and is a predicted model, not a curated record. Bases 47 to 2284 code for a protein of 745 amino acids. The transcript is spliced from 7 exons. Lineage: Eukaryota; Viridiplantae; Streptophyta; Pinopsida; Cupressales; Cupressaceae. Gene Ontology annotation, cellular component: intracellular anatomical structure. Gene Ontology annotation, molecular function: ATP binding; RNA helicase activity; RNA binding.